AUGGAGUGGACGAAGUUGGAACGCGCUUUCGCUGAGGCCUUUUUUUCAAGCGGUCGCUCAAUCGUCGCAACGCAACGUGCAUUCCGUAGACAUUUCAAUAUUGCACCCCGUGGUCGUGUUCCUGGCCGGCAGUCGAUUGUUUCAUGGUCAGGGUGGUGCUGCUAUCUAUCUAUCUAUCUAUCUAUCUAUCUAUCUAUGAUCCUUCCUAGGCAUCAAAUUCUAUCUAUCUAUCUAUCUAUCUAUCUAUCUAUCUAUCUAUCUAUCUAUCUAUCUAUCUAUGCAUCAAAUUCUGUCUAUCUAUCUAUCUAUCUAUCUAUCUAUCUAUCUAUCUAUGCAUCAAAUUCUAUCUAUCUAUCUAUCUAUCUAUCUAUCUAUCUAUCUAUCUAUUUUAUAAAAUAUCCCUCUCUGCUUACUAUCUAUCUAUCUAUCUAUCUAUCUAUGAUCCUUCCUAGGCAUCAAAUUCUGUCUAUCUAUCUAUCUAUCUAUCUAUCUAUCUAUCUUUUUUAUCUAUCUAUUUUUAUAAAAUAUCCCUCUCUGCUUACUAUCUAUGAUCUUCAUCUAUCUAUCUAUCUAUCUAUCUAUCUGAAACAUCUGUUCAUCUAUUUAUAUUUCCACUUUUCCUAUCUAUCUAUCUAUCUAUCUAUCUAUCUAUCUAUCUAUGAUCCUUCCUAG
Messenger RNA from Acanthosepion pharaonis, 672 nucleotides. NCBI's taxonomy places the organism in Eukaryota, Metazoa, Mollusca, Cephalopoda, Sepiida, Sepiidae. The record is from the annotation of a GenBank genome assembly.